This is a messenger RNA of Annulohypoxylon truncatum, 3306 nucleotides long. RefSeq lists its product as uncharacterized. The record is from RefSeq and is a predicted model, not a curated record. Gene Ontology annotation, biological process: DNA damage checkpoint signaling; positive regulation of transcription by RNA polymerase II. The transcript is spliced from 3 exons. Gene Ontology annotation, molecular function: histone binding. The coding region runs from base 1 to 3306 and encodes 1101 amino acids. Gene Ontology annotation, cellular component: nucleus. Lineage: Eukaryota; Fungi; Ascomycota; Sordariomycetes; Xylariales; Hypoxylaceae.
AUGGCUCCCAAUGCCACAAAUUCAAAUCUUCCCGCAAGAGACGGAGCUCUCGUCGGCGGAGAUGAAAGCCAGGAGAGUCAAGACCUAUUAAUAAAGCACAUGCUAGAACAUGGCUUAGGUGUGACGAGUAUUGCUUCUGUACCUGUUGAUCCUUUUUAUCAAUCGAAGAGAGAUACCACGGGAUUGAGCAUAGAGCCAUCCACAGCAGAUAAAUCGCAUUCGGUGAAUGGGCAAGAUGGAGGGCUAAGAUCCGCUAAGCAACCACAGAACGCGUCAAACACGCUCGUUACCGGCGCCGCGAGCGACUCUGCGAAGCAAUCAAUCCAACCGCGAUUCAAAACUUCGUCGCGCCCACUCUCGAACUCUGAAGCGAACGUUGCCUUGGCUCCGACUCAACCGAUCCCCGACAAUGCUGUUUCUGCAAUCGAGGGGCUAAGUCAGUCGACUAGAAACAAUCCUCUGCCCAUACCUCCACGGUGGCAAAGACCACACAAAAUAAAAGACAAAAUGUCUUCAGACUCGCCAACUCAAUCGAACGAUGGUCGCAGUUAUGAGCAAUAUUCUACCAAUGACAAUUCACAGCUAGAUUCGUCGCCGCAAGCGAGUAGCGUCCACGAACCCGAACAUCCUACUCUCCACGAACAUGAUAUGGGUUUCUUGAACUUUAAGCGCGAUAUUGAUAUACCGGAUACACUACCAGAGGACACGGAAGUCAAUUUCGCUGGUGGUAUACUCAGGAGAUCGAGCGCAGUGUCGCAAGUGCCUGGGGAAAGUAGUUAUCAUGUCGCACCUCCCGAGACACCUGCGAUAGCGCAGAGAUUAUUUGGUGGGAAAGGCGCACCAUUAAUGCCAGCAUCGCAGAUGUUCGGACAGACGCCCUGGACAUCGACAGUUAAGAGAGCCAGUCCUACGUCGUCACGUCCGUCACCCGAUGUCUUUAACCAGAACACAAUAUCGCCAAACCCCAUCGUAUCGUCUCCGUUAAAGAAUAAAGGACUUAGAACCUCGCCCACUAACGCUUUUACGUCAAGUCCCGGAUUUCCUAGAACAUCAUCUAGACCUUCGGGCGACGAAACACCAUUGGUACCUACGAAUAGUCAUGAGGAUGAGAGGCGAAAUCAAAGAAGCGUUGCUGAAACCCCGCUCCCCCGAUUCGAAGGCCCCAAACGCAAGAACUUUCCAGAACCAAUUGGCGAGUAUAAGCCUUUGCGAAAGCAAAGUUUGGAAACAAAUGCUACUAAGUCCCCAAAACAGAGCGAUGAAGAACAAGAUUCCGAUUCCGAAGUUGAUACAGCCGCCUAUCGUCGACGCCUAGCCAAAUUAAAGCAGGAGAAAGCUAGCAAAUCCUUUCCAUCUAUUAGCCUCCCUCGGUCGAACUCGAACAAAGAUGACAAUGUGGAGGUACCGUCAACUAAUCGGACGAGGUCUGCUCUAGGUCGAAACAGAACAGAUUCGGGGCAGUAUUUGGCGCAAUGCUACGGCAAGACAGCGAUCGAUAAGAGCGGAUCGCAGGAGACCGUUGCAGAUUCUCAAGAAGCCGCAGUACCACCACAACAACAGGGUGAUAAACCAACAGCAUCAGAUAAUUCGAACGGAAGGGAGGCUGAUAAUACCGAAGCAUCUCCCACUACUGAUCUUCCGGAGCCUGGAGCGCCUGUAUGCAACGUGGAAUAUAGGGAGACUAUCCCUGAAACCAGUCCUCCGAGCACGGAUAUAGGCCCACCUAAAUUAAUUGGUGAUAUAAUGAAACAAUACUCUAGUAUUAGGUCUGAGAUGGAAGCAGUGUCAUUCCCAGUCUUAUCAGGUGGUACAGAUCCUGAACAACCGAAACAGCCAACCGAACCAAGAUCUUCAAGUGCUCCAGAACCAUUUUCAUCGAUUCCCGCAAAUCGAAAAUCUCGACCUAGCCGAGGUCGACCAUUGGAGUCUUCACCCUCUAUAGUUCUAGCGUCCUCCCCACGGAGCGCAAGUCGCCGUUCGGUGAGGCUCGGGAAUAUAGUCACACCAUCAUCGACUGGGCAUGAUCCACCUCUUCCGUCAGACGUUGGGACAGGAACAUCGACAUUGUCAUCUCUGUCAGCAACGCCAAGCGUGACUUCUAGCAUCACACCAAGUACAGAUCUUGGUCGUACGUCCGAAGCCAACAGGAGCCGCAGUUCAUCUCCAGCUGUGGCAAAUAUACAGCGUCGAGGAAGGCUUGCAUCAUCCGUUUCAGGACCUCCAUCUUCUCUCCCCCAAAUCAGGACCUAUUCUCGUUCUCGAGAGAGUACCAAAAGAACGACACGCCAUAGUUCCUUAUCAACCGAUGAAUUAGCUAAGUCACCAUUAUCUGCGACUGCUAUAGAUGAGCGGAAGCCACCUACCCGCAAGACGGCAAGACAAUCCGCUGCCAAGCGACAUCUGCUUCGUGAGUCUGCAGUUAAUCAUGGGAUCUUCAAGGGAAUGGUAUUUGCUCUCUCAUUUAAAGAUGAACAGAAUCGAAAGAACAAAGAGAAACAUGCUGAUAGAUAUUCUAUUGAACGCAUGAUUCUCCGGGAAGGCGGCAAGAUCCUUUCCGAUGGUUUUCAUGAACUCUUCAAAUUCGAUUCAUUUCAACCCACGACGAACCCGUCUACUGCUAAUACUGUGUCCAGUUCAUUGACACUGCUUAAUCAAAAUGCUGGGUUCACAGCUUUAAUAGCUGAUGAGCAUUCUCGGAAAACGAAGUAUAUGCAGGCUCUUGCACUCGGCAUCCCGUGCCUAGCACCCAAGUGGAUAAUGAACUGCGUAUCUAAGAAUGAAAUCAUAGAUUGGUCCUCAUAUCUCCUAUGCGCGGGGCCAAGUGCGCUUUUGGGGGAGGCCAUCCGCUCGCGUACUCUGCAACCAUACGAUGCCUCUACGUCCAAGUUGGAGGAUGUGAUAAACAACAGGCCCAAGUUACUAGACAAAGCACGGAUUCUUCUUGUGAUGAAGAGCAAUAGGGGUGAAGAGAAGAGGCUGCCGUAUGUGUUCCUAGCGCAAAUUCUUGGCGGCUCGUUAGUACGGGUGAAUAGUCUCGAGGAAGCUAGGACUAAACUCCGUGAUGGCGAGUCCCAGGGCCAGCCCUUUGACUGGGUCUACGUUGAUGGUGACAAUCUUCUCAAGGCCCACAAUGUAUUAUUUGGCUCAACUGCAGGAAACGGAGCUUCCAAAAAGCGGAAGCGGCAGAGCGCAGGGACAGACGAAACCGACCGGCCGCCAAAGAGGAUUAGGACACUCAGCGACCAGCUAGUAAUCCAGAGCCUUAUUCUAGGGAGGCUGAUCGAAGAGGGGGAGAUGGAUGAGUAA